This is a messenger RNA of Brassica napus (rape), 666 nucleotides long. RefSeq lists its product as uncharacterized. The record is from RefSeq and is a predicted model, not a curated record. The transcript is spliced from 4 exons. The coding region runs from base 1 to 666 and encodes 221 amino acids. NCBI's taxonomy places the organism in Eukaryota, Viridiplantae, Streptophyta, Magnoliopsida, Brassicales, Brassicaceae.
AUGUGUAGGGUUUUGAAGGAGAAGUUGAGCAAAGUGGAUCUGAGUUUCUUGAAUCACAAGAAAAAGAUGACAUUCUGGAUCAAUACCUACAACGCAUGCGUCAUGAAUGGAUUUUUGGAACAUGGACUACCUUCAUCAAAGGAGAAACUACUGACCAUUCUCAAAAUGGCAACUAUUGACGUGGGAGGCACGCAACUAUCUGCCCUAGAUAUUGAAGGAUCCAUCUUGCAUAGUCCAUGCAAACCCUUGGAAGCUCUAAGUACUGAUGUACACAAACGGUACGGAUUCAGAUGCGUUGAACCGAACCUAAUGUUCGUGCUUUGUCGUGGAGAUUGGUCUUCGCCUGCAUUGAGAGUCUAUACAGCAGAAGAUGUGGUGAACGAACUAAUCAAAGCAAGAACCGAGUACUUAGAAGCCUCCAUAGGUAUCUCGGGGAGGAAAAAGAUUGUGAUUCCGAGAUUCUUGCACAAGCGUCUUCGUGAUUUCGCAGAUGAUGAAGGGACAUUAGUUGAGUGGAUAUGCAGGCAGCUACCACCAGGACAACGUUGCUUGCAGCUCAAGGAAACAGCAAUGGAAUGGCUGAAGAAGCAAAGUGAGUCGUCUUUGAACAAAUUAAUAGAAGUAAGGCCUCACGAAUACGAGUUUCGCUAUCUCUUACAUUUGUAA